UUUUUUUACUUUCUUCAACUCCCAAAAUGGCUUCCAAACUCCAAAUCCAUGUCCGAAACAUCAAGAAUUCAACUCUCAACUACAACUACCUUCAAACUACUCCCUCUUCAUCAAUUUCAUUCACCAAACAUCUCUCUCAACACCACCUACUAAUCUCUUACACACAUGAAAAAAGCCCUCAGCAUGAAUCAAGAAUCUCUCCGAAAUGCACUCUCUCAUCUCCCAAGCCACCAGCAACCAAAGAAGAAGCCAUUCUCCAAGCCAAAACGUCUCUCUCAUCCACCUUAGAGAGGCCCCUCAACAAUCCAAAACUCGCUGGAAAGAUGAAGAAGAUCAAGCAGCCCAGGCUCCGUGUCGAGAUUCCAGUCGUGGAUGACUCGCCGGCGUCGCUCUCUGAGCUAGCCCUCCAAGUAUUUGCAGAAAUGCCAAUCAGAAGAAAAGGCCCACAAAUCAAGAUUCUUCUUUUAUGGCCUAGCUAUGGCUUAAUGCAGGCUGCCACUGAGGCCUUUGCUUCUCGCUCUUCAAACAUUACCGUACAGAGCAUUGACAUGUCAUCAGUUCUUGAUGAGGAUGUCAGAACGCUGAAUUCUGCUGAUGUGGCGGUGUUCUUUGCCCCCGAGGCGGCUCAGCUGGCGAUCAUGAAGACCGUUAGUGACAGUUUGAGUCCUAGGCCUGUGGUGAUCUUCAAUCCUAGGUGGAGUUUUGAUGAGGAGGCUGAUUUUGGAGAGAUGGGUGGCUUUUUGGGAUCGUUUGAGGUUGUGUAUUCUUUCAUGGGGUUGGAAGUUAGGGGCAUUUUGAGUAAGAGGAAAGGUGUGAUCUUUAAGUGUGUGAGAGAUGGGGUUUUGAGUGGUGAGAGAUGGAAUAUUUUAGUUGAGGAAGAAGGAGGAGAAAUGAGAGUGGUCUCGAGCUUCAAAUCGAGGCCAUCGAUAGUGCAAGUUGAGACCGUGUUGUACAAUCUCAUGGCAAUCAAUUCACCAGUCACCAAAUCUGCCAAGUUCUUGAAAGAUUUGGUAUCAAAUGUGACUGGGAAGAAGUAAUGUUUGCUAUUGUUGUACAAUGAGAUUUUUUAUGCGAAUCUUGAUAGUUUGAUCUUCAUUCUUGUACCGAUACAAUGCAUGAUUUUGUAUUGAAGAUUGUGUUUUCUUGUGUAAUGUGAAAGAUGAUUAUUAUGGAUAUAUAUAAUUUAGGA
This is a messenger RNA of Salvia hispanica, 1189 nucleotides long. Its product is annotated as plant/protein (DUF1995). Gene Ontology annotation, cellular component: chloroplast. Lineage: Eukaryota; Viridiplantae; Streptophyta; Magnoliopsida; Lamiales; Lamiaceae. The record is from RefSeq and is a predicted model, not a curated record.